Manihot esculenta (cassava) is the source of this 2306-nucleotide messenger RNA. Its product is annotated as YTH domain-containing protein ECT1-like. Gene Ontology annotation, biological process: mRNA destabilization. Gene Ontology annotation, molecular function: mRNA binding. The record is from RefSeq and is a predicted model, not a curated record. Gene Ontology annotation, cellular component: cytoplasm. NCBI's taxonomy places the organism in Eukaryota, Viridiplantae, Streptophyta, Magnoliopsida, Malpighiales, Euphorbiaceae.
GCUUCGUGGCGCAAUUCAAAACGCUGUGUUUCCUCCAUAUAAGUAAACUGUUUGAUGCUUGUCUCUAAAACCCCAGGCCUUGGGUUUUGGCGGCUACCCUUUCUCCAAGCACCCUCUAGCUCUCCUGCCCCCACCUUUUUUCUUGAUCUUUCCCCCAAAAUCCCCACCUCUUAAAUUCUCCUCCUGCUUUAAAUUCUAGAUUUUCUCUUUCUUUUUUCUUUGCCUUUCUCUAUCUGCAGCUCAUCGACAUCUUCAUGGCAGCUGUUUCUUCUCCUUCUGAUCGUAUCCUUACUAACUUCCUUCUUCUAGAGGUUGCAGAUGUGAUGGAGAAUUUGUCAUUAGAUUCUCAGACCAACACUGCUGAAAUUCCUGAACCUACAAAGAAGCGCAUGUAUGGCAUUAAUGAAGCUGUUAUAUCCCAUCAAGGCUAUGGUUAUGCUCCUUUUGGAGCAUAUCCUUCACCAAGUUCUACUGUACCUGCAGCAGGAAAUGAUGGCCAGCCAUAUGGAACAGAACAGUAUUCAUACCCUAUUCCUUUUUACCAGGCGCCAACUUCAACUGGCACACUUUAUUCGCCUAACUCAGCUAGUGCUUCCCAAGCAGAGGUUCCAACUUCUGCUGCAGCUGAUAAAGGGGUUUUGUCUGUUGGGACUGCUGCAGCAAACACCAAUAAUACAGUGAAUACUGGGAGUGUAAAUAGAAUUAAUGGACCAAAACCGUUCAGAUCAAGUAAUCAAAAUUCAUCUUCAAGUUUAAAUGUUCCCUAUAAUAGGGGAGGUUUACCAACAGGAUUUCCUUCUCUUGGUUAUCAAUAUCAAGACCCAAGGUAUGGAUGCGAUGUGUUUCAGUCACCAUUCCCAUGGUUAGAUGCCUCUUUGUUUCCUAAUGGAUCUCCUGGACAUGCAAUUAGCACUGGGUUCUCUUCACCACUGAAUUUGCACCCUCAGGCUACAAGACCAAUGUCUGAUUUGGGCCAAGCUUCUGGACUCAUGAACGUGUACCCAAACAACAGAAUGUAUGGCCAAUAUGGAUACAGAGCUGGUGCAGGUUUUAGAUCCUUUGGUGGUAAUUCAUGGACAAAUGGACAUGGAUGGGUGGUUGUUGAUAAUAAGUACAAACCUAGGGGCCGUGGCUAUGGCAAUGAGAAUUUGGAAGGUUUAAGUGAGUUGAACAGAGGACCUAGGGCCAAGGGCUUUAAUAACCAAACAGAGUUGGGGCCUGUUCCUCAAUCAGUCCAGGGGCAAAACCUGUCACUUACUGAGGAUAACAAGGAGGAUGGUUUGCAUCAAAUGCCAGACAAGGAGCAGUACAACAGGGAGGAUUUUCCUGAGGAUUACUCUGAUGCAAAAUUUUUUAUUAUUAAGUCAUACAGUGAGGAUGAUGUUCAUAAAUGUAUCAAGUAUGGUGUGUGGGCAAGCACACCUAACGGAAAUAAGAAGCUGGAUGCAGCUUACCAUGAAGCCAAAGAAACUCCUGGCAGCUGUCCUGUAUUUCUACUAUUCUCUGUCAAUGCCAGUGGGCAAUUUGUUGGUUUGGCAGAGAUGAUAGGGGCAGUUGAUUUUAACAAAACAGUCGGGUAUUGGCAACAGGAGAAGUGGAUUGGCUGCUUUCCUGUCAAGUGGCAUUUUAUUAAGGAUGUACCAAAUAGUUCUUUGAGGCACAUAACUCUUGAAAAUAAUGAGAACAAGCCUGUCACUAAUAGUAGGGACACACAAGAGGUUAUGUUGGACAAAGGUAUUCAGAUACUUAAAAUUUUCAAAGGUCAUAAAGGCAAGACAUCCAUCCUGGAUGAUUUUGGGUUUUAUGCGGCUCGUGAAAGGAUUAUGCAGGAGAAAAGGGCAAAGCAAAAGAUUCAAAAACAGGUUGUUGAGGGGAAACCUGGCGAUGACUCGGUUGCCAAUAAAGCGAGGCUUAUAAUAAUGGAAAAAGAGAGUCCACAAAAAUCUUUCAAUAGUGUAUUGAAGGAACCAGUGGGUGCAGCAGCAAUCGAACUAGGGAAGUUGAAUGGGGAUGUGAAGCUGCUACAAGAAGAUGGAUUGCAUGUAGCAAUUGGGAACUCUGCCGAGUCUGAUGCGUCAUCUGAAAAAAGAGUUGCUCCUCAUGUGGUUGCAAGUGCCUGCUAAUUGCCAUUUGAUUUUUAGGGUAGAUUUUUAGUUGUGUUGAGUUUGCUAAUUCCUGUCAGCACUCACAUGGGUUAGCUAUACCUUUUUGGAUGGAUUCAUGCUGUGUAUCAGAAUGACUUGUGUGCUAUUCUAUAGCUUUGUUAAGGCAAAAUGGCAUUUCAGAACCUCUAAAUAUUUAAACCA